UUGUUAUAUUAUUAUCAAAAUGAAUUACUUUAUCCAGCAAAAUAUCGAAAGAAAUCUCGUGAAUUCAUUGUUCCAAAAUUUUCUGAUGAAGAAAUCCCUUAUACUGAAGUAAUACUAACUACAAAAGAUAAGGUUAGAAUUCGCGCAUUCUUAUGCAAGAGAAAAAAUGACGAAGAAGCGUGUCAACGGCCUACUGUAUUAGCAUUACAUGGAAAUCGUGGAAAUAUAGGCAAACAAUCAUCAAUUGCUCGUAAUUUUUAUCAAAAUUUAAAAUGCAAUAUAAUGCUACUUUCUUAUAGAGGAUAUGGAAGUAGUGAUGGAAUUCCAUCAGAAGAAGGAAUUAAAAUAGAUGCACAGACCGCGUUAGAUUAUAUAAAACAACAUCCAAUCCUACAUGGUACAAAAUUAAUAUUGUAUGGAAGUUCACUAGGAGGUGCCGUUGCUAUUGACUUGGCUGCGAAAAAUGAAGAUGAGGUUGAUGCAUUAAUUGUAGAAAACACAUUUCUAAGUAUACCGAAAUUAUUACCAACAUUUUUUUCUCCAUUAAAAUAUAUAACAUUUAUAUGUACACAAAUAUGGCCAUCAGAUGAACAAAUUAAAAAAAUCAAGAAAAUUCCAAUAUUAUUUUUAUCAGGUAAAUUAGAUGCUUUAGUAUCACAACAACAGAUGAAAGAAUUAUAUGAAUUAUCAAAUACUUUGGCCGGUAAAGAAUGGAAAGAAUUUCCUUAUGGUAAUCAUGGUAAUACAAUUACUCAACCUUGUUAUUGGAAUGUUAUUGAAGAAUUUUUA
This is a messenger RNA of Rhizophagus irregularis DAOM 181602=DAOM 197198, 789 nucleotides long. RefSeq lists its product as uncharacterized. Gene Ontology annotation, molecular function: palmitoyl-(protein) hydrolase activity. Gene Ontology annotation, cellular component: membrane. The record is from RefSeq and is a predicted model, not a curated record. NCBI's taxonomy places the organism in Eukaryota, Fungi, Glomeromycota, Glomeromycetes, Glomerales, Glomeraceae.